AUUAUGCUGACUCACUUCUCCAUUGUGCUUAAGUAGAUCUGAUGUGUGGCAGAGUCAGAGGGUUGCUGUGUCACUUUUCUGCUCAGAUGCUGUGCAUGGAUUUAUGGCGAUUUUUAAGGGGGGUGAUGUUCUAUAACGGUUGUGACCCUCUUAUACUUUAAUAUGAUAGAGAGUUGUAGGUGUUAUGAUUCUGAUGCUGCUCAAGUGAUCUAUUGAGUAAGGGACAGGGAGGGAAAGGAAGGUGUGGUAGAUAAGAGAGAGUGGGAGAGAUAAGGGAAAGUAGGGGCAUGAGAAGGAGUUGGGGCAGAGAAAGGGGAAAAUAGGAGCUUGAAGGAGAAAGAAAGAGAGAGAGAGAGAGCUGGAGGAUGAGAAGGAAUGAGAUAAACAGGCCGACAGACAGACACAGAGGCAGAGAAAGAGAUAUUGAGAGAGAGGAGGGAGGCAGGGAAGAAGGAAAGAGUGAGAGUCUCUUAAUCUUUCUUCUUUACCCUGUUUCAACUGUUAACAUUACUGUUUUCAGAUCCAGUUAUAUCAGACAACUGCACUCAAAUAGACACCUGUGAGCUAUGCCAGAACAGCUCCUGUUAUUGGGUUCAAUGUGUCAGUGAAGAUCCAAGUUGCCAGGACAACCCUGGGGCUGAAAUGUGUAGCGAAGUCCCUUGCACCAACACCACGACUACUACUACUGAGAUCCCAACAACUACUGAGAUCCCAACGACUGAACCUCCAACAGAACCACCAACUACCAUUUCCCCCCCUCCAGAGACUACCACCCCUCCCACUCCUGCCCCAACAGAGCCUCCGACAACGGCACCCCCUACUGAGCCUCCGACAACAGAACCCCCUACCGAACCUCCUACGGAAGCACCCACUACACUGCCACCGGCAACAACCACUGCAAAGCCCUGCCCGCCACCUGAUGGAAGGCACUUUGAUGCUCCGAGCUUCUUUGGUGGCAUGGUUCUCGCUGUGGGUAUCCUGGCAGUAGCCUAUGCUGCUUGGCGUUUCUACAAGUCUAGGAAUGAGCGUAACUACCAUACCUUGCAGGAAACAGUCCACAUGUAGCUGCCUGGACUGGAGGUGUGAAGCUAGUGCCUACAAUCGUCCUUUGAGUAAAUAUCAAACUACAACUCUCAGAUUAGAAAAGGUAACCACUUGUCACAAAAUCAAAGUUAGAGUAAAUGAUAUAAAAAAAGCAGGGAUAAGUGCCUAAAAAAUAAUGAUAAUAAUAAUAAUGAAACUUUCCUGUUGUAGAUUAUCCUUAAAAGAGGAUGUAUGGAAAUCUUUUUGAUAUUGAGGUGAUAGUUUUCAAAUUGUUCAGUGAUUUAUCUUAUUGUUAGAUUUGAUGCAUUAUUCAAAAGAUAGCAUUGCUCCGCUCACAAAUGCUGGGCGUUGUAUAAAAUGUAGUAUCAUUCCAUUAUGUAAUGGCUGACUCUAAAAUAGUGCAUAAUUUUUAUAUAUAAUUUUUAUAAUUAAUGAUGAAUUUGGAUAGAACAUUGUAGCUGUUUUCACAAAAUCAGGUCCUGGAUGACAAUUGGCAAGGAAGAUAAAUUAUCUGUUGAUAUAAAAAUAUAUAUGAAAGAGCUAAAAAGUAAAAGGAUAGAUUGCCUUAUUAGUGAGUUCAGACGAAUAUAAGAAAUGAAAAAUGCAGCAGUGGUAAGGAAUAUAAGUAACAGUGGAUGAUUGUUGAAAAUGCCUUGUAUUUAACCAAGGAGUGCUGCAAACAAGGUCUGCUUGGGGUGUUUGUGUGUUUGUCUGUAUGUGUGCAUGUGGCUGUUUGGGUGAGUUUAUGAUGUAUGUGCGUAUGGCGGAGUUUACGUGCACCUGGCCAUUGUAUAGGAGUGUUUGUUUUUAUGGAUGUGUGUAAGUGUAUGAAUGUGGCACUUGUAUGUCAUUGCAAGUAUGUGCCUAUGUUUGCAGAUAUAAAAUGAUGAUAAAUGAUUAAUAUUUAAAUGUGCAAUAACUCUAGAGGGAGUGUUUAAUUUAUUGUGUAGGCUCACAACAGAAUAGC
Penaeus indicus is the source of this 2011-nucleotide messenger RNA. RefSeq lists its product as uncharacterized. The coding region runs from base 643 to 1065 and encodes 140 amino acids. Gene Ontology annotation, cellular component: cytoplasmic vesicle. NCBI's taxonomy places the organism in Eukaryota, Metazoa, Arthropoda, Malacostraca, Decapoda, Penaeidae. The record is from RefSeq and is a predicted model, not a curated record. The transcript is spliced from 5 exons.